This is a messenger RNA of Arachis stenosperma, 1290 nucleotides long. RefSeq lists its product as uncharacterized. The transcript has 9 exons. Gene Ontology annotation, molecular function: DNA binding. Gene Ontology annotation, biological process: DNA replication; DNA recombination; DNA repair. Gene Ontology annotation, cellular component: nucleus. The coding region runs from base 1 to 1290 and encodes 429 amino acids. Lineage: Eukaryota; Viridiplantae; Streptophyta; Magnoliopsida; Fabales; Fabaceae. The record is from RefSeq and is a predicted model, not a curated record.
AUGACAACUGCCAUGGAUAUGGUUAAUAAGAUUAAUCCUGAGAAGGAAGCAUGGAACCUCAAAGUUAGGGUGAUUAGGCUUUGGACUGUUCUAACUUUCACUGGUCAACUUCUCCCAAAUUCUAUGGAGAUGAUUUUGGUUGAUGAAUCUAGGUGCAAGAUACAAGUAACUGUUCGGAAGACUAUGAUUUACAGGUUCAAACAACUUCUCUCUGAGGAUCGAGUAUAUGUAAUGAAGCUCUUCUUUAUUAUGCCAAACCAAGGAUCUUAUAGGGCCAUUAGGCAUCAUUUUAAGUUGAUUUUCCAGUUCAGGACCACUGUUAGGGAUGCUAUCUGCAAUUUUAUUCCAAAAUCUGCUCUUACAAUCUCUCCAUUCACUGAACUUUUGGAAACCAAAGAGGAUUCUGAUUUCUUAGUUGAUGUGGUGGGUCUGAUGGUCUCUGUGUCGGAAGAGAAAGAAUAUGAUAAAGAUCGAAAGAAGAUGAAGAUGGCUAUGAUGGAACUUGCUGAAAAUGAUCACAGGAUUCGGUAUGCCUUAUUUAGUGAAUAUGUUGACGAACUUAUUCGAUUUCUGUCUUCUGGUUCUAUUCCAUAUGGAGUUAGUGCAUCCCAACCCAUUGCCUUUGUUGGAUCUGGAAAAAAUAUCGGAAUAGAAGAAGAUUUUAUGAAGCUCACACCUAGGUGUACUGUGAAGUCGCUUGAUGAUAACAACCGGGCUGGAACUUUUGUUGUACUAGCGAAGAUAGCUGAAAUAGUUGAGGAUGAUCCUUGGUGGUACUCUGCUUGUGUGUGUGGUAGAGGUGCUCAGGCAGAAUCUGGGAUUUACUUUUGUCAGUUUUGUAACAUCCAUGUUACAAAUGUGACUUCUAGGUUUAAAGUGAAAGUGUUGGUUGAGAAUUUCACUGGUGUUUCUAUUUUUGUCCUCUUUGAUUGUGAGGCAAGUUACCUACUGAAUAAGAAUUGUGCCCAGGUGUUUGAACAACAUCUUAAGGAUGUUGAUGUUGUGUUUGGCACACAGUCUCCUCCUAUAUUCCAAGAAAUUGUUGGAAAAACUAUGCUGUUCAAGGUUCUUAGUAGGCCUGUUGGGAUGGAAAAAUUCAGAAGGACUUAUCCAGUGAGGCGUGUUUGUGAUGAUGCUGCAAUACUUGGAAUGUUUGAGCUCUCUGGUUCAGAUUUGAGUCCUGAAAAGUGUCCCCUCCUCAAGAGAAAGUCUGUUGAUGCUAUGGUGGAUAAGUUAAAUGAAGUGGAUAGUUAUGAAAAUUCAUGUGAUGAAGUUGAUGAAAGUGAAUAG